Molecule: messenger RNA, 204 nt
Organism: Candida dubliniensis CD36
Lineage: Eukaryota; Fungi; Ascomycota; Pichiomycetes; Serinales; Debaryomycetaceae
Gene: RPS28B
Product: 40S ribosomal protein eS28
Exons: 2
Coding region: 1-204 (67 amino acids)
Biological process (GO): maturation of SSU-rRNA; ribosomal small subunit assembly; translation
Cellular component (GO): cytosolic small ribosomal subunit; ribosome
Molecular function (GO): structural constituent of ribosome
Source: RefSeq, a predicted model, not a curated record
AUGGACGCUAAAACCCCAGUCACUUUAGCCAAAGUUAUUAAAGUCUUAGGUAGAACCGGUUCAAGAGGUGGUGUCACCCAAGUUAGAGUUGAAUUCUUGGAAGAUGCUUCAAGAACUAUUGUUAGAAACGUUAAAGGUCCAGUCAGAGAAAACGAUAUCUUGUGCUUGAUGGAAUCUGAAAGAGAAGCUAGAAGAUUACGUUAA